GUCAAAAACCUAAACCCAAACCAAACAUCAAAACAUUGCAAAUAAUGCGGUUUGAAACUACUUUAUGAAUUAGAAUUUAUUUAGUUUAUUUAGAAGUUAUUUCUUUAAUUUUUAAACUCUAAUCAUCUUAUCGAUAAAUAACUGUAUAUAAAAUGAAGCUCACCGUAGAUGGAUUAUUAGUGUAUUUCCCUUACGAUUACAUAUACCCAGAACAGUAUGCAUACAUGCUUGAAUUGAAACGAGCUCUUGAUGCAAAGGGCCAUGGACUACUUGAGAUGCCGUCAGGGACAGGCAAAACUAUAUCUUUAUUAUCAUUGAUUGUUGCAUACAUGAUACAAAAUCCGCACCAUGUCAGAAAGUUGAUAUAUUGCUCCCGUACUGUGCCAGAAAUAGAGAAAGUAUUGGAAGAGCUAAAGAAUCUUAUAAAAUAUUAUGAAAAAAGUCAAGGAGAGAAACCCAACCUUACCGGAGUAGUUCUCAGUUCCAGGAAGAACUUAUGUAUACAUCCAGAUGUGUCAAGAGAAAGAGAGGGCAAGUUAGUUGAUGGUAAAUGUCACUCCCUCACUGCAAGCUACAUUCGGGAAAGACAUGAAGGUGACAACUCUGUACCUAUAUGUCAGUUCUACGAGGGCUUCAAUAGAGAAGGCAAGGAAUCAAUGUUGCCUUAUGGGGUAUACACAAUAGAUGAUUUGAAGCAGUACGGAGCUGAUAGAAACUGGUGUCCAUACUUCUUGUCUAGGUUUGCUAUAAUCCAUGCAGAGAUAGUUGUCUAUUCCUACCACUAUCUGUUAGAUCCAAAAAUAGCGGAAGUUGUAUCAAAAGAAUUACAUAAAGAAGCCGUUGUUGUUUUUGAUGAAGCUCACAACAUUGAUAAUGUAUGCGUAGACUCGCUCAGUGUUAGGAUAACGAGACGCACUAUAGAUAAGAGCACGGCUGCACUACAGCAGCUCGAGAAGACUGUUGCACAAAUGAGAGAGCAGGACGCGGCGCGUCUGACGGCGGAGUACGAGCAGCUGGUGGAGGGGCUGCGGGAGGCGGCGGUGGCGCGCGACACCGACACCAUACUCGGCAACCCGAUACUGCCUGAUGAAGUGCUCAACGAGGUGGUGCCAGGCAAUAUCAGGAACGCGGAGCACUUCCUUGGUUUCCUGAAGCGCUUCAUAGAAUAUAUCAAGACACGGCUCCGCAUACAGCAUGUGGUGCAGGAGUCACCUGCAGGUUUCCUGAAAGAUCUAGCAUCACGGGUAUGCAUAGAUCGUAAGCCGUUACGUUUCUGUGCAUCUCGUCUGUCGUCCUUGCUGCGCGCGCUGCAGAUACCCGACCCCUCGGGGUUUGCUGCACUCACCCUGGUGACACACCUCGCCACACUUGUAGCCACAUACACCAAGGGCUUCGUCAUCAUCAUCGAACCCUUUGAUGAUAAGACUCCGACUGUCUCCAACCCUAUAAUGUAUUUCUCUUGUAUGGACUCGUCAAUAGCAAUGCGGCCCGUGUUCGCGAGAUUCCAAUCUGUUAUUAUUACAUCGGGUACAUUAUCACCUCUGGACAUGUACCCCAAGAUCCUGGACUUCAAUCCUGUCAUCAUGAGCUCUUUUACUAUGACAUUAGCUCGACCUUGUCUCCUGCCCAUGAUAGUAUCAAAGGGCAGUGACCAGGUGGCCAUUUCUUCUAAGUACGAGUCGCGAGAGGAUGUCGCCGUCAUCAGGAACUAUGGCCAGCUCCUCGUUGAGAUAUCGGCGUGUGUGCCUGACGGCGUGGUGUGUUUCUUCACCUCCUACUUGUACCUGGAGAGUGUCGUCGGUGCCUGGUAUGAUCAAGGCGUAGUGGCAAGUCUGCAGCGACACAAGCUGCUGUUCAUAGAGACACAGGACUCCGCGGAGACCAGCUUUGCGCUCAUCAACUAUAUCAAGGCGUGUGAGAGUGGACGUGGCGCGGUGCUGCUGUCAGUGGCGCGAGGCAAGGUGUCCGAAGGUGUGGACUUCGACCAUCACCUCGGUCGCGCUGUCCUCAUGUUCGGUAUACCAUACGUCUUCACGCAGAGCCGCAUCCUCAAAGCACGUCUCGAUUACCUUCGAGAUCAGUUCCAGAUUCGCGAGAAUGACUUUUUAACAUUUGACGCGAUGCGUCACGCGGCGCAGUGUGUCGGCCGAGCUCUCAGAGGCAAAACUGACUACGGUAUAAUGAUAUUUGCUGACAAGCGCUUCAGCCGCGCGGACAAGCGCAGCAAACUGCCGCGCUGGAUACAGGAACAUCUGCGCGACUCACUCUGCAACCUCAGCACUGAGGAGGCUGUGCAGAUCUGCAAGCGAUGGCUUCGCCAGAUGGCGCAACCGUUCACUCGCGAGGACCAGCUCGGCGUCUCCCUGCUGACGCUGCAGCAGCUGCAGUCACAGGAGCAGCAGGACAAGAUAGAGAAGCAGGUCAUACAGAAGUAAGCAGAAGAAUAAGCAGAGUACAAAAAUCACGGAAGUGUUGAACACUGUAUUAUUUUUACAUUAAAAU
Papilio xuthus (Asian swallowtail) is the source of this 2502-nucleotide messenger RNA. It is a transcript of the gene Xpd, whose product is annotated as general transcription and DNA repair factor IIH helicase subunit XPD. Gene Ontology annotation, cellular component: nucleus. Gene Ontology annotation, biological process: transcription by RNA polymerase II; positive regulation of mitotic recombination; nucleotide-excision repair. The coding region runs from base 153 to 2435 and encodes 760 amino acids. Gene Ontology annotation, molecular function: ATP binding; hydrolase activity, acting on acid anhydrides, in phosphorus-containing anhydrides; damaged DNA binding. The record is from RefSeq and is a predicted model, not a curated record. The transcript is spliced from 19 exons. NCBI's taxonomy places the organism in Eukaryota, Metazoa, Arthropoda, Insecta, Lepidoptera, Papilionidae.